CCGGACACGGACACCGCCUUGGUAGUUUCGCUGCAACACUGCCGCGACAAAUAAGCUCAUUGUCUCCUGGAACAUGGAGAUCCUUCUUUCUUUCCGUCUCGUUCACCACCAUCAGGCAAAAUGGAGACGCCAUCACAAAGUACACUCGCCCUCCUAGGCGUAGCCGCGUUGUCCAUCGCGCUUUACAGCAAUACUCAACGCAAGAAACGCGACCAGCUGCCUCCUUCGCUCCCGCAACAAUUCUUUCUUGGCAACAUGAAGGACUUUCCGUCCAAAGGAGAAAUGUGGGUCGAGCACAGAGACAUAGCCCAGAAGCUCGACAGCGACUGGGUCAACUUCAACAUGAUGGGGAACAACAUGCUCGUGUUGAACUCGUACCAGGCGGCGAACGAGCUGCUUGACAAACGAGGAGCGGUGUACAGCGGUAGACCGCGCCUGGUCAUGCUCAACGAGCUUAUUGGCUGGGACUGGAAUCUCUCUCUUAUGGACGCGGAGAAACCACAUUUUGUGUCAUAUCGACGCGUCCUCUCGCAACAGUUUCAGCCGAGCGCGGUUGCGGAGUCGUACCACCCACUCAUUCGACCCGAGGUUGUGGUCAUGCUUAAGAAUAUCUUGGACCGUCCUGAAGAUUUCCGGCAACUUAUCAAACAUAUGACGUCUUCCCUCAUCCUUAUGAUUGUCUAUGGGCAUCGAACGAGCCCCAAUGAAGACAGAUUCGUGAAGAUCAUGGAGGAUGCACGUGAUGAUAGCAUAGUAGCCAGCGAAAAGUACAGCUUCGUUGACUUUUUCCCGUUCUUAAAACACUUGCCCGAGUGGUUACCUGGAGCUGGCUUCAAGAAGUUGAAGUUUGCUCGUGAGGCACGUAGUGUCUCCACAGCAGCGCGGCGGGAGCCCUAUCUUACGGUUAAAGAACGAUUGGUUGCAGGCACAGCAAAGUCAUGCAUGAUGACGACACUUCUGGACGACGAUUCCCUGAAAACUUCAGGUCUCGAUCGCGAAGAGCUCAUCAUGGACUGCACCAGUGCGUUGUAUGGCGCUGGUGUGGAUACGACUUCCGUUUCUCUCUCCACCUUCGUCCUCUGCAUGCUCAAAAAUCCCGAGGUUCAAAGACGUGCUCAAAAAGAGCUCGAUAGCGUCACAGGAGGAACCCGCCUCCCCGAGUAUGCGGACCGCCCGAACCUUCCGUACAUCGAAUCUAUCCUGAAAGAAUCUCUGCGUUGGUUGCCCGUUGCCCCACUCGGUGUCCCGCACAGGGUGUUCAAAGACGACACAUACCGAGAUAAACUUAUACCCAAAAACACGACGGUGUUCGCGAACAUCUGGGCGAUGAUGUAUGACCCUGAGGUGUACGCGUCGCCAAAGUUGUUCAUGCCCGAACGAUUCAUUGCUAACGCAGGUAAAGGCGCGGAACCUGAUCCGAAGCGCGCUGUUUUUGGUUUCGGAAGACGUGUCUGUCCUGGAAUGCACCUCGCGGACGCUACAAUGUGGUUGUCGGUGGCUAUGGUUCUUGCUACGUUCGACAUUUUGGCUCCGACGGACGGGAGUGUCGAGCGGCCUGUCGAGGUCACAUCGACCUUUACUGCCGCGCCUCCGGAGUUCAAGUGCGUGUUCAAGCCUCGCUCUGAGGCUGCCAUGAAGCUUGUUCGGAUGGAAGUUUGAAAUUCACUCUUGCUUUUUAACGAACACUUGGUUUGCUUUGACCCAUGAAACGUCUACAGAACGUUCGCGUUUUUCAAGUACAUGGACGUUGCCGCACUUACGAUCUCCUCGCUGUACAUAUCAUUUCAUAAUCAGCCAUAAUUGCAAAGGGCUACUUUCAUCGCC
This is a messenger RNA of Coniophora puteana RWD-64-598 SS2, 1824 nucleotides long. RefSeq names its product cytochrome P450. Gene Ontology annotation, molecular function: heme binding; iron ion binding; oxidoreductase activity, acting on paired donors, with incorporation or reduction of molecular oxygen. The record is from RefSeq and is a predicted model, not a curated record. NCBI's taxonomy places the organism in Eukaryota, Fungi, Basidiomycota, Agaricomycetes, Boletales, Coniophoraceae. The transcript is spliced from 11 exons. Bases 121 to 1659 code for a protein of 512 amino acids.